This is a messenger RNA of Ostertagia ostertagi, 789 nucleotides long. The record is from the annotation of a GenBank genome assembly. NCBI's taxonomy places the organism in Eukaryota, Metazoa, Nematoda, Chromadorea, Rhabditida, Trichostrongylidae.
AUGCCCCUCGACCUGCAAGAGCUGAGUGCAAAAGCAGCUAAAGAGGGAGAAGCAUUCGAAAGACAACAAGAAGCGAAGAGCGCUGCACCCGAAUCGUUUAAUCCUCUGAACGACAAGACGGUGAAAGCGUAUGCUAGCGAAGUGCGAAAAAUGAUCGAAUCGGCUGACAUAAUCAUCCAGGUUUUGGAUGCCCGUGAUCCACUUGGAAGUCGAAGUAAUUCCGUUGAACAACAGGUUAUCAGCAGUGGUAAACGCCUUGUUCUUCUUCUCAAUAAGAUCGAUCUGGUUCCGAGGGAAAACGUCGCAAAGUGGCUUACGUACCUAAGGACGCAAAUGCCGACGAUAGCAUUCAAAGCUAGCACGCAAGAACAAAAUACUAACAUUAGUCGAUUCAGCAGCUCUAAUCUCAACAACUCGUCAUCCUCAAGGUGCAUUGGAGCGGAUUUGGUGAUGAAGCUGUUAGGAAAUUAUUGUCGCAAUAAAGACAUUAAGACCAGCAUCCGCGUUGGAGUAGUUGGAUUUCCAAAUGUUGGUAAAAGCAGUGUGAUAAACAGUUUGAAAAGACGACGUGCCUGCAAUGUUGGAGCGCUGCCUGGUAUCACAAAGGAAAUACAGGAAAUUGAAUUGGACAAACACAUUCGACUUAUCGAUUCUCCCGGAGUGGUUCUACUAAGCGCAAAAGAUCUUGAUCCUGUUGAGGUAGCCCUUAGAAAUGCGAUUCGUGUGGAUAAUUUAAUGGAUCCCAUUGCUCCUGUAAUCGCAAUUUUGAGAAGAUGCUCGAAACAAACG